This is a messenger RNA of Polypterus senegalus (gray bichir), 910 nucleotides long. Its product is annotated as protein ATP6V1FNB. The transcript has 2 exons. NCBI's taxonomy places the organism in Eukaryota, Metazoa, Chordata, Cladistia, Polypteriformes, Polypteridae. The record is from RefSeq and is a predicted model, not a curated record. Bases 273 to 632 code for a protein of 119 amino acids.
UCCAUGGUUACGGGGUGUCCCAUUCCAGGCCGGCUGACUCGCUGCGACUUCUGUAGGUAACACUAAUUUGUUGAUUCGGUGUCCACGAUGAGAGAUCUUCUCACUACCCAGAAUCAAAAUUGCUAUAAGGAGCUGAUCGAAAAGGAAGCCUACACGAGACUCGCGUGGAAAACCAAGUAUGGGCCACAGUACUCCCACGAGCGCACUGGCCGGAGGAAAAAAUCGGCGAAGUCUCCAAAGUCCCAGCCGGACGCACGAUUCUGCCGCCUGUGAUGAAGCCACCCGAAAAAUCCCGAGUAGAGGCCACUCCACCACAGAUGACCCAGGCUGUCCUCGACAGUCCUAUCACGCUGAUGAGAUCAGUCACCCCGGUGACCAAAGAUCUAAUUUAUCAAGGGAUCUCCAGAGAAGGUAAAGGACGGCAGCUCUACCUGCAAAGGAGGACUGUGAAAAACCCGGAGGACAAAUACGAGCUGCCGCUGCUGUCCUCUUGGGACUACGGCUGGAGACUAGGUGACUUUGUACGAGAAGUCAAGACUCCAAUAAAUGGCAGGUCUGCAAUUGUGAAGAGUACAUUUUAUGCCAGGAAUGGAAUUUUCAACUUCCCUGCACCCACAGAUAAACUGGGCUAAAAGAUGCAAUAUCAGCGAUUGUGAGCAGAGAUGGCUGUUCAUCUUUCAGUCCGUUACAACUUGAAAACGGAAUGGAAGCAAUCUGGCAGUUUUGAAGUCUCUUAAAGUGUAAAGUGGGUUUGCUCCUUUUGAGUCCUUUCAAGAGACAAGGCAGCAGGGGAGUGGGGUCAACCAAGGGGACCAUGCCAGAGAUUGGCUAUUAGGCAGUGAACAUGGCAGCAUGUUUAUUCUGUACUGUUCCCCAAAUCAAUUAAAAAAAAACAUUUUGUUUCUUCUUA